AUGGACGCCUCUAACUCCCCUACCUGCAGCUCGCGCAGGGCCGACCGCAGAACCCGCGAGCUCUACCGGUACUUCCAGCCAUCCAGGCAAUCUGCCUUCAAGUCUCCCGAUAUUGACGAUUCCCCCCCGGUCUCCCUGUCGACUUCUAUCCUAGACACCGAUUCCGCAUCUUCAUCUCCUCCCGAUAUCAUCGUUCCUCAUGUCUUCGACGACGACAUUGCUGUCUUGGGCUCCCAUAGUCCGACCUUGACCUCCUUUGCCCAGCUGGCUGCCCUGCGCCUGAAUGCCCAGCGUGCCAUGAUCUGGUUCGUCGCUUGCCCUCUGUCUUUUAUUUCACUUUGCUUUCCUUUAUAUAUAUGUUAUUCCUGGCUGACCUCCCUCUGGUGUCUUCGACCGUGA
Monascus purpureus is the source of this 399-nucleotide messenger RNA. Lineage: Eukaryota; Fungi; Ascomycota; Eurotiomycetes; Eurotiales; Aspergillaceae. The record is from the annotation of a GenBank genome assembly.